UUACGUAAUAAAAAAAAUUAAUAUGAAUACUAUACUAUUAUAAUAAAAAUACUAUACAAUUAAAUAAAAAUAUAAGUUCUAAUGCCCACUAAUGUAAUACUUAUAUUAUAAAUUAUUAUUAAUUAAUAACGAAUAACCAAUAAAACUAUGGUUUAAGAUAGAUCUUAAAUAGAAAAAUUAUUUGUAGAUAAGUGCUAUUGCUUUUGAUAUUUUGUUCUAUCUUGAAAAAUGAGUAAGAGAAAAGCCCCUAGCGACGAUAGUGAUCCGAAUCAUGACUUUUGUGAGUUUUUAACAGAAUUGGCAGACUAUGAAAAAAAUGUAGUGCGUAACAUACAUAAAUAUAAUGCUUAUAGGAAAGCUGCGAGCACAUUAGCAAAACUUACUUACCGUAUCAAAUCGGGUCAAGAAGCACGCAAACUUGAUGGAAUUGGUGAUAAAAUUUCAAAAAAAAUAGACGAGUUCUUAGAAACUGGCAAAUUAAGGAAACUAGAAAAUAUUAGAAGUGAUGAUUCUUCAACAGCCAUAAAAGAGCUAACUAGAGUUAGUGGUAUUGGUCCAGCUAAAGCAAAAGAAUUAUAUGAUUUGGGUAUUACAAACAUUAAUCAUUUGUCUAAUAAUGUAGACAAACUCAAUCACCACCAAAAGUUGGGAUUAAAAUAUUUAGAUGACUUUGAAACAAAAAUUCCAAGGAGUGAAAUAAAAAAUGUAGAGGAAAUCAUUAACAGUACUUUGUCUAGUAUAGAUUCAGAAUUUAAGGUUACAAUUUGUGGGAGCUAUAGACGUGGAAAGGAUUUCAGUGGAGAUAUUGAUGUUUUAAUUACUCAUCCAGCAUUUACCUCAAAUGAAUCAAAAAAGUUAAAAAACAACAAAUUACAUAUGGUUGUAGAUGUUUUGAAAAAAAAUAAUUUAAUUACUGAAACAAUUUCUUUGGGCGAAACAAAAUUUAUGGGAGUUUGUAAAGUAGGAACUUUAUCAAGGCGUUUGGAUAUUCGCUUGAAUCCAUAUGACCAGUUUUAUUGUUCAGUUCUCUAUUUUACGGGAAGUGAUAUAUUUAAUAAAGAAAUGAGAGAUCAUGCCUUAAGCAAAGGUUUUACACUCAAUGAGUACACGUUAAGACCUAUUGGUUCAACUGGAGUACCAGGUGAGCCUGUUGAAGUUCAGAGUGAAGAAGAUAUAUUUGAGUAUUUGGAUUAUCCAUAUAAAAAACCUGAAGAUCGAAAUAUGUAAAACAUGGAAAUCAUUAUUAAAUUAUAAAUAUGUUUUAACAUAAGUUGUUAAAACAUAAAUAUAAGUUAUUUAUUGUGUUUACAUAAAAACCUAUUUAGUAUUACUAAUUAAAAAUUACUUUUAUAUUAGCACUUA
Adelges cooleyi (spruce gall adelgid) is the source of this 1362-nucleotide messenger RNA. RefSeq names its product DNA polymerase beta-like. Gene Ontology annotation, cellular component: nucleus. Gene Ontology annotation, molecular function: DNA binding; DNA-directed DNA polymerase activity. The transcript has 7 exons. The record is from RefSeq and is a predicted model, not a curated record. Bases 229 to 1227 code for a protein of 332 amino acids. Gene Ontology annotation, biological process: double-strand break repair via nonhomologous end joining. NCBI's taxonomy places the organism in Eukaryota, Metazoa, Arthropoda, Insecta, Hemiptera, Adelgidae.